This is a messenger RNA of Mesorhabditis belari, 399 nucleotides long. The record is from the annotation of a GenBank genome assembly. NCBI's taxonomy places the organism in Eukaryota, Metazoa, Nematoda, Chromadorea, Rhabditida, Rhabditidae.
AUGCGAUUGCUUGUUUUACUCAUUUCAUUGAGUUCAAUAUGUUUAGUAAUUGGAUGGAGAUGUUAUGCGUGUAAUUCGGAUAGAGAAGGAACAAAGUGUUUAGAUGAAAGUCUUGACAAAAAUCUUUUGAAAAAGUGUCCCACAAAAAUGAUCGAUGGAACAGUGCAUCAACCAAUCGGAUGUCGAAAAACGGAACAAUAUGUUGGAAGUCAAUUCACGAUGAUUCGAGAGUGUGCCUACACGGGUAGCGAUGUACGAAACAAGAAUAACAAAGGCUCAACCGGUGUCUCGAGAUGGACAAAUCAGUGCUCGGAUGAGCACGGAUGCAAUGGCAUUUCCCCGAUUUCUCCCCUUCUCACGAUAAUCGCCUCGUUCAUGUGCGCCAUUUUGCUGCUCAAA